Paramuricea clavata is the source of this 7603-nucleotide messenger RNA. The record is from the annotation of a GenBank genome assembly. Lineage: Eukaryota; Metazoa; Cnidaria; Anthozoa; Malacalcyonacea; Plexauridae.
UUUUCAUCACAAAAAGGGACACUUUUCGUCCUUUGAAACAAUUUGGGAGGGAGGGCACGCGCUCCCUCUGCCCCCCUCUUCCUACGCCCCUGAUUCCUAAGACCACUUGAUCCCGAGAUUGAAGGUUUUAUGUAGAUGAACAUUUCGAGUGGAAGAUUCAUACAUAUAUUUAAUUUAGACCUAUAACCAGCUGCGGAAAAUAGAACUAUAGCAGGAAUCGAACCUACGGCCCCGCAAUUCCGUUGCAGUGCUCUAACCAACUGAGUUAUAGAGUUCAGUUGUCGAGCUCCAACCACAAGUUCUUGUUUAUAUAACAGUAUAUAUAUAGUACAGGUGAUGCCAUUAUAUAAAAUAUGAACAGAUUGAAAGAUUUAUGUAGGAUGGAAAUUUCAAGCACAAAUUUCAAGAAAAAUCCCAAGCGCAAAUUGAGAUUUACAGCGUCAUAUUCCCAAAAAUCUCUAUAUUUAGCCACAGGUUCGAUUCCUGUCAGUUGACAGCAUUUUCGCAGCUGCUCCUGUAGUUAAGUUUGUAGUUAAGUCUAAAAUUGUAUAUAUUGAAUCUUUCGUUAUAAAUUUCCAUCUACUGCAUGCAGGAUCGCCGGGAGAGAGGCAGAGUGGAACUUUAUCUCGGGCGGGGCUCCAAAACAAGGGACCCUUAAAAUUUAUUGAUGCAAGAUUGAUGAACUCAGAAUAUAAAUCCCAGUACCCAGAUGAAUAAUACAUCUAGAAAUCUCAAAAAAUUAAGAAAAUUGUCGGCAAAAAAUAAACGAUUUUAUGUCCGCAAAUUUUUUCCGGCACCAAAUUUCCGGCGCCAAUUUUCCGGCGCCAUAUGUCGUGGAAAUUUUUUGAUCAAGAUUAUACGUAUAGUGUAAUUUACAGCAUGAGUUCCACAUUUGAAUUUUAUUAUACCAGUAAAUUGUUAAACGCGUCCGAAUUUAUCAACAUGAUAAAUGCCAAAUUCGCGGCACCUAACCCUUAACCUUAAUUUUGUGUUACACAGCUUCGAUCAUGUUAUAUAUACCCAUUAUCAGUAACCUUGCCCGCUCAUUCAAGUGCUACAGUAUGUAUAUCUAUACAGGAAAAAAAAUCAAUCCAAAAAUAAAAAAUCAAAAAAUCAAAAAAUCAAAAAAUACAAAAAUCAAAAAAUCAAAAAAUCAAAAAAUACAAAAAUCAAAAAAUCAAAAAAUCAAAAAAUCAAAAAAUCAAAAAAUCAAAAAAUCUAAAAAUCUAAAAAUCAAAAAAUCAAAAAAUCAAAAAAUCAAAAAAUCAAAAAAUCAAAAAAUCAAAAAAUCAAAAAAUCAAAAAAUCAAAAAAUACAAAAACUGUUUUUGUGCUGUCGCGUCUGGGCCACCGUACAUAAAUGAUUAUAUCAGAUUUGCGCACUCGAUAUUUUUACCCAAACUUGGGUAGCUAUAAUUUCCAUACCUCAACGGCAUAAUUAUAUUGUGAGUUUGGAUUUCGUUAAACGUACCCCCCCCCCCAACUGCUAUACGGAUUUAGACUUUUCGCGAGAAUGGUCUUAGAAGCGAUUGGGGGGGCGAUCGCCCCCCCUCGCCCCCCCUUGGCUACGCCACUGAUAGUGCACGUCAUUUUGACGCCAUUUUCACGUCGUCUUUGAAGUCCGCGGAAUUUGGAUUUUGACGUUUUGGUCAUACAUAUAUUUGUAAAUCGUAAUUCCCGUUCAAAUGCACCCCACCCCAUGUACGAAUUGGAAGCUACAGCAUUUCGUAAUUUUGGAAUUACAAAGUUUUUCUUUCCUUCAAAAACUCUCUUCAAUCGUUCAAAGCCGUUUUCUUGUAGCCAGUGGCGGAAAUUCACUUUUUUUGGUGGGGGGCGAAGCCUUUUAAAUUUCCGACAAAACUUUCAAAUUUCCGACAACCCCCCCCCCCUUCAUUUGCACUCGAGAAGGCUAUUUUUAGCCCUUUUAAAGGUUAAAAUUUCCGAAAAUUUGACCAACCGGCCACGCUGGCUAGCCAACCAAGGACAAAGUUGACAAAGUUGAUUCCUUUGCACAACUCAUCCAUACUGUACUGAAUACUUCAUGUAUCCCUAUGUGAUCGCUGGCGCGUUUCUGAACGAAGAAGGGGAAGGCAAGCCAAGAUUUCCUGUUUAGUGAAUUUUGGACGCGAACUGAUACUAAUUUUCACUGUUUUAUUGUAUUAUCUUUAAUUUUACCAUUUUAUAAAUCCAGGGAGGUUAAACUUGUUGCCUGUUUAUUGAAGAAUGUGGUGGUAUCAGACUAUCUUACUUUGUUCGUAUGGCUUCUUCAAAGAGAUGAAACCUUCGGAAUCAUUUCUUACUCCAUAUCUGCGCGAAACACCAAAGAACUUUACAGACGAACAACUAGUGAACGAAAUUUAUCCUGUAUCAACGUACGCUAACCUGGUAGCGUUGUUUCUUGUGUUUUUUAUUACAGAUUUCCUUCGCUACAAACCAGUUAUAAUUGCGGAAGCUGUGGCUUAUCUUGCCACUCGCGUUUUGCUUAUUUGGGGCACAAGUGUGUUGUCCAUGCAGCUCAUGCAAGUUGCCUAUGGUGUCGCCAUGGGGGCAGAGGUCGCUUAUUAUUCUUACAUUUAUGCUGCAGUGACUGUGGAACAUUACCAGAAAGUUACAAGUUUCACAAGAGCAGCAAUCUUGGUGGGUCGGAUGAUGGCGGGCCUAUUGGGUCAACUAUUGAUCUCACUAGAUUUAACUGGAUAUCUAACACUAAAUUAUGUGUCUUUUGCAAGUGUCAUUGUUGCUUUCUUGUUUUCGUUAGUAUUACCCGGUGUGCCCAGCUCUGCACAUGCAUUUAAUACUCGCCAUGAAGGCCAUUCAUGGUACCGGCAGCUAGGGCUGCAAUGGAAAGCAUAUCUCAUAGAUUUUAUACAAGGAUUCAAGAAUUGCUAUUCAAGACAAUUAUUGUUACGAUGGUCAGUUUGGUGGGCUGUAGCAACCUGUGGUGAACUUCAAGUGGAAAAUUAUGUUCAAAAUCUUUGGGAUGAAAUCUGGCCUUCUCAUGAACAUAAGAUUUAUAAUGGUGGUGUUACUGCAAUGACGCACUUGUUUUCAUCAACCAUAGCAGUCUUGUUGGCAUUCACAAAAAUCAAUUGGACAAUUUGGGGUGAAUUGUGUCUUGCAGUGUUUUCUAUUAUUGACUGUUUUCUGUUGUUUAUUAUGGCUGGUACCAACAAUAUUUGGGUAGCAUAUUGCAGUUAUGUUCUGUUUCGGGUCAUAUACACUUUUCUCAUUACUAUUGCCAGGUAAGCAAAAUGGUACCACAAUCCUUUAAGUGGCAAUGCGUACCUAGUUUAUUAUUUUAUUCUAUCUGUCUAACCGCAGAUGAUUUUAGUCAUCAAGGGGAGAGUGAGCCAGACAAUUAUUAAUUUACUCAUCAAGGGGUGCUGCCAUUCAACGGGUUAAUCUGCCACUCAAUGGGUUAACCAAAGUUUAGUUGAUUUUAUGUAAUUUGUAAUAUUGGUGUAAUAUGGCUACUGUAAUUGGACUUUAUGUAAUGUAAACAUAAUUCAACCUAUGGCUGCAAGGUUUAAAAAUUAACAUGACUGUUAACUGGCAGUGCAUCCAGAUGUGCCCUACAUCACUGUUUUAUUCUAUCUGUCUAACGGCAGAUGCUUUUAAUUGUCAAGGGGAGGGUGCUGCCACUCAAUGUGUUAAUGACUGUUGACUCACCAAAAUAAUGGAUGUGCCCAAAUUAACAAACUUCCCUCCUUCGCUUCUUAAACCAUUACAAGUAGAAUUAUCCAACAUUAGACAAAAUAAAAUAAGGCAGGAGUGUACAAUUCCCUGCCCAAUAUUUUGUGAUAUGUCCGCCACUGUUAAGUAUUGCGCCUUUGCCCACUGAGUUGCUUGCAGAGGAGGCUAUAAGAUUAAGCUUACUGCACUGGCUUUCCAACAAAUGGCCCCAGAGGGUUUACCACAAAUGGCUUCAGAGGGUUUACAGUUUAGCCACUGAACCAAAUUUCUCAAACAUAUUAAGACUUGGACUAAUGGGGUGCAUCCAGACUCCUGUCCAGUGUCCAGCCCUGCAAAAUAAUUUCCAUGUGUUUAGCUUUCAGCAGCAGUACUACUGCUAGGUGAACCAGGAUUGACCUAUUCUGGAAUAAUAUUAUUUUAAUAUAAUCAUCAUGGAUGUACUGACACAAAUAAAGUUUCUGUUGGUAUGUGAUAACUUGAACACUUCUUGGGUGACCAGCAUUCAUUCCCUGUACUGCACUACAGCACUAAUUGGCACAGUAGUACUCAUACUAUUUAACAAUUAGUCACUGAAAGUGAGGUGAUUACAAGCCUAUAUUCACUGCUAGCCAAAGGCAAAGUGAAUAUACGUACAGUAGGCUUGUAAUCACUGAGGCGACUAAUUGUUUUAGUAUAAUUUCAGUAUUGAAAAAUUUUUAUUUAUAAAUACAACUAUUAAUACACGUGUUUAUUUUAUGAAUAUAAUUUGCAUAAAUAAUUUUAAUUACUUCCGUCUGAUUUUCAGCUAUUUUUUGGGGAAAAGCAAUUAUAGUUAGUAGUUACUGCUCAGAGCAGUCUAAGCAGUAACUAUUUGCCUCAGAGUGAGAGUUACUGCUCAGGUAGCCAAUCAGAAAGCUCAAAGGCCGUUUUUCAAUACUGAAAUAAAUUAUACUAAGCAAGAAUAGCUGUAACAAUUAGAUUAUAUGUUCAAGUAAAAUCUUUCUAAACUUGUAUUUUGUCAUCAGCUUUCAAAUCGCCAAGAUAACAGAAAUGAAUAGGUUUGGUUUGGUCUUUGGCUGUAAUAUGUUUGCUGCGUUGGUACUUCAAACUAUUCUAACAGCAAUUGUUGCAGAGAAGCAUGGCUUGGCUCUUCCAGCAAAGAAACAGGUAUAGAACUAUGUUGGUUGAGGUUGAUAUCUUGGUAUGUACACCAGGCAUUGUAAUUGUAGGUUCAGGAAGGUACCGUUCAGUCCCUAGUCUCCUUCGCAGCCGCUCUUUGUCCCGUGAUUAUACUGUAUGUAGUACGUUAAACGCACUUUCCGAAUGGGAAACGUUUAGUCGUUUUGACCCCUAAAUUUUGUGAUUAAAUCGCGAGUUACCAAUCUGUAAACGUACCAAAACAUGAUAAUUAACUAAUACGUCGCGCCAUCUUUUUUCAAGUUCUUAAAUUUGAAUCCGAAAUGAAAACUAAACUCCGACAAUAGUUUUGCAUUCUAUUCCCAAAUAUGGAAAAACAUGGCUUUGCCGGCUUUGACCAUUUGUGGUUUUGAGUCUUUUGACCAUUUUUGAUCGCAAUGAUACAAGAAAUGUGUCGUUUGACAGAUAAAAGCAUGACUUUUAUUGAUAUGAAAAAGUAUAUGAAAAAACUGAUGCCAGAGUUAGAUUAUAUACCUUUUUUAUACACCGUGUUCAUUGUCAAUAACUGGAAUCUGGAAAAGUCGGGUAAGUCCAUCACUUCGAAAAAAUCUUUAAGCCAGGUUAACAGUCUACUUAACUUAAUAUACUCACUUAACUGUACUUAAUGUUUUUAAUGCAUGGAUAAGAGUUUUCAGUGAAGUUAGUGAUUUCGACUAUUUAUUUACAAAAUAUUAUACACUCUCUUGAUAGUUUGUUGUUUACGGGUUCUAUUUCUUUCUAAUCGGAGCAGUAUUCUUAGCAAUGGCUGUAUAUGCUAUGACUGUUAUUGGUUGGCGUGUAUGUUGGCAUCAACGGUAUCGUCCGUUAAUUUCCGACGAUGAUGCGAGUAGAACCGACGAUACAUCUGAACUCAAUGAUUUGCAAUCAAGUAAUCCAUCAAUCAAUGAUACGUGGCAAUCGUCUCCUGGUGACGCUGAUGCAAGUAUGAUAGAAACAAAUACGACAACGUCAAAAGUGGUAUAAUUUAAUAAACAUGUACAAGAUUAAAUUCAUAAAAUAAGCUCAUUAAGCUGACGACAGAGGAAUAAACGUUCCAUCUUGAAACUCAAAAAUUUAACAGUAAUACGAGCGCGGAUAAAAAAGUUCUGCCACUUGUCCGAUAUUUCUGAUAAUUCACACACAACGUUACAAAUUACAGUCACAUUCGCUCAAACUAGCUUCCUUCGACUUCUAUACAUCGUUGCCUCCUCGUUCUCCAUUUCUGAAAGCAUUGGCGGUAUUCUGAAGCAGGUAUGUCCCCCAUCGCUACAUGGACGGCUUUAGCAAGGUCGUGGAUCCGUGGAUUAUAUUUUUGAAAGGAGCCUGAAAUCGCAAGGAGCCAAGUUUGGUGAGUAUGGUGGAUGUUCUAUCAAAUUGAUACCAUUCUGAUCAAGAUAAGACUGUGAAAGGCGUCCUUUGUGAGGAGAUGCAUUGCCAUGAUGCAAUUGAAUUUUGCAACAGAUUGUCACCCCUUGACUUUGUUAUCUUUGCUCUGUUGUCUACUGAUGAGGGACACAUCUUGCACACUUCUUUAACCGACAAAGUUGCUCAUGGACGAUGGUGUGUGCACUUCUGUAGCUAAAUUCUAUAGAAGCAUUAUAUAAGCACAAAAUUUACAUAACUGUGAUUAAAAUGCCGGCUACACCUUAAAAGCUUACUUGUUUUGGGAAUUCAUGGCAGCCUCUGGUGACAGAACUUUUUGAUCCGCCCUCGUAUUUGGUAUAUUAAAAAUCUUUCGUUUGUAUUAAUAAGUCUUUAAGAUUAAGAUUAGCAUUUCUAUAGCGUAAAUUUACAUAUGGUCAUAUGAUGAUCAAAUGCGCUUUACAUCGAGUAUUAUACGCUUGCCUAAUUAACUUAAUUACAUCUUCCUUAGCCUAGACUAUUUUAUCCUUACAACAAUUGUGAUACUAAUUUAAGCCCGCCGCACACGAGAGCAACUUGCUGAGCUAACCGCCUCGCGAGGCCGUUAGCUCAGCUAUGUAUUUUCACCGCACACGUUGGGAAAACUACUCAACAACAACAUAAUUAACAAAAUUAUUUGCAUUUUCCUCCAUUUUGUUCCAUGUCACAUGAAGAAACCAUGGUUUGUCAUUGGCUAAUUGAUUGAAACAGCUCAGCACUUAGCUCAAAACAUCCGCAGACGCUGCGAUUUUUUCCUCGCGAGGCGAAAAAUAUUAAACACGAUAGAUAUUUUCCUCAAGGCCUUGAGAGGUCAAAUCCUCACGAAAACUAUCCGCACACGAGAGCUACUUGCUGAGCUAACUGCUGAGCUAACCGUGUUUAUCCUAACCCACCCUGUCAACUUUCCCUGUGGGAGGAAACCGGAGCACCCGGAGAAAACUCGCGACUUUCAGCAUGAGCGUUGACUGAAUGUUUUCACAUGAGUCCCAAGCGAGAAUCAAACCCACGAUCUCAGAGGUGAAAGGCGCUUGCUCUGACGACUGCGCCACCGAUAUAACCUUCCUAAUUAAUUAAGGUUACAGGACACCCUUUUUGGCGUUUUGCGGAAAAUCGCUACUGCGCGCUCAAUAUCAGUCCGAUUUUCAUCAAAUUUUCACCAAAUGUUCGCCAGUGCAUGCAAAAUAUGGUAAAGUUGUAAAAUUAACAAACAAUAAAAUAAUGUAAGAAUUAUUCAGGAAAAUCUUAAAUCGCGGUACCUUUACGCUUUUGAGUUGUGCUCCUGCUGGUUUUAAGUUAUAUUUAUGAAAAUAUCAUUUUUAUACAGUAAAAUAGUUGUUCUAAAAAAUGGUGUUCGG